AAAUCCCUCCACUCUAUUCUAAAUGAGUUUUAAAUUUUAUAAAUUAUCUCUUCCGUGCAGAGCUUCAAGAGCACGACGCAUUUUGAGAAAUUCGCUCGUUGGGAAACAUUUCGCAAACAUGUCUGAGCCGAAGACCGUCAGGGGCGCGGCGAUCAAGCGAGUCGAAAGCUUUCCUGCAAUUGAAGGGAAAGGCAAACUCUUGGCAGUUAUCGGAGACGAGGAUACCUGUGUGGGGUUCCUCUUGGGAGGUGUCGGAGAGAUCAACAAAAAUCGUCAUCCCAACUUUAUGGUUGUCGACAAAAAUACUGCAGUGAGUGAAAUCGAAGAAACAUUUAAGCGUUUUAUCAGAAGGGACGAUAUCGACAUUAUUUUAAUUAAUCAAAAUGUGGCUGAGAUGAUUCGACAUGUGAUUGAUAGUCAUACUCAACCUAUUCCCGCAGUAUUGGAAAUUCCCAGUAAAGAUCAUCCAUAUGAUGCAAGCAAAGACUCGAUUCUUCGACGUGCAAAGGGAAUGUUCAACCCUGAAGAUAUUCAUUAAUGCGUGUACAAUAAAUGCAUGAGUCACCAUUGACUACUAUGUAUAAUAAAAGUAUUUUCCAACUGUCUAGUAUUUAUUAGUUUAAUCUCUAGGAAUUGUUGUUCUUGUGAAAUUAUAUGUGAAAAAAAUGGAGAAUUAUAAACAUUCCAAUAUAUUAUGAA
Messenger RNA from Orussus abietinus, 699 nucleotides. RefSeq names its product V-type proton ATPase subunit F (gene Vha14-1). Gene Ontology annotation, biological process: proton transmembrane transport. The transcript has 6 exons. Gene Ontology annotation, molecular function: proton-transporting ATPase activity, rotational mechanism. Gene Ontology annotation, cellular component: proton-transporting V-type ATPase, V1 domain; membrane. Bases 23 to 538 code for a protein of 171 amino acids. Lineage: Eukaryota; Metazoa; Arthropoda; Insecta; Hymenoptera; Orussidae. The record is from RefSeq and is a predicted model, not a curated record.